This is a messenger RNA of Cynara cardunculus var. scolymus (artichoke), 768 nucleotides long. Its product is annotated as protein indeterminate-domain 9-like. NCBI's taxonomy places the organism in Eukaryota, Viridiplantae, Streptophyta, Magnoliopsida, Asterales, Asteraceae. Bases 1 to 768 code for a protein of 255 amino acids. The transcript is spliced from 3 exons. The record is from RefSeq and is a predicted model, not a curated record. Gene Ontology annotation, cellular component: nucleus. Gene Ontology annotation, molecular function: DNA-binding transcription factor activity.
AUGAAUAAAGAGGAGAAACCCAACAGCGUGUAUGUAGGUGAUAUGAACGAGACAGAAUUAGUACGUAACGUUGCCAACUUUGGUGCUGUUAGUUUACCACUCCUCUUUGCAUUUAAGACCAGUAGUUCAGAUGAUGAGACAAUCAUCAAAUUAUACAAAGCCAUGGAUCAUCAAAACGUGAUCAAAAUGGAUAUGGCUUUCGGAUCAUCAUCAAUGCUGUUGUUGGGGAAGUGGAAUGAAGAAGAUCAUGUGAACCUGCAAGAGUUUGACAUUAAACCAGAUGAUCAUGUUGUGCCACCACUUCAACCUCUAACUGUUCCUCUAAGGAAACGAAAAAAUCCUGCUGAUCUGGAUGCAGCAGAGAUUGUAGCACUAUCUCCUACCACCCUAAUGACGAAAAACAGGUUUGUUUGUGAGGUAUGCCAUAAAGGCUUCCCAAGGGAUCAAAACUUGCAACUUCACAGAAGGGGACACAAUCUGCCAUGGAAACUUAAGCAGAGGACUAGAGAUGUGAGGGUGAAAAGAAAGGUGUAUUUGUGCCCUGAGCCUUCUUGCAUCCACCAUAACCCUUGUCAUGCUCUUGGAGACCUCAGUGGCAUCAAGAAACACUAUUCCCGAAAGCACGUUUCUGAGCGGAAUUACAAGUGCCUACGAUGCCCAAAGAUGUAUGCUGUCGAAUCCGACUUGAAGGCGCAUUUGAAGGUUUGUGGCAAGAAAGGGUACCGAUGUCAAUGCAACACUCUCUUCUCAAGGUACAUCAUAUCUUAA